This is a messenger RNA of Gadus chalcogrammus (walleye pollock), 1184 nucleotides long. RefSeq names its product zinc finger protein 239-like. Bases 129 to 1025 code for a protein of 298 amino acids. The record is from RefSeq and is a predicted model, not a curated record. NCBI's taxonomy places the organism in Eukaryota, Metazoa, Chordata, Actinopteri, Gadiformes, Gadidae. The transcript has 2 exons.
AUCUUGACCAUCCAAAGGGCGACAAGGAAAAUGCAUAAUCAACAAAUAGAAAAGAAAAUGACAUCAGAGACUGCAGCACGCAGCGCAGCGCCACCUCGGAGAGUCUGCGUGUGGACGCCCCUGGCUCCAUGCACAGCGGGGAGCUGCGCAUCCUGAGCUUCUACGGACAAGGGGAGGGCCCUCUGGCGGUUGACGGCCAUGACACCCUCUUUGCCGCGUCAGAUGCGGAGGCCUUGAGCUCGCUGUCAGCUGACCACAGCGUGGCCAAGAGCCUGAACUGCAGUGUGCGGCUCUUCCGCCUUGAGGAGCUGACUGGGCAUCAGGGCUGCAGCAAGGGCCGGCCCGGUGUCUUGUGUGGAAAGGUUAUUCCCUACAAUGCCAAUAUGAUCGUCCACAUGAGGACUCACACCGGUGAGAAGCCCUACAGGUGUGACCAAUGCCCGAAGCGCUUCAGUCAGAAUAACAUCCUGAAGAACCACAUGAGGACUCACUCCGGGGAGAAGCCCUACCAGUGUGACCAAUGCACGAAGUGCUUCAGUCUGAAAGGCAACCUGAAGAACCACAUGAGGACUCACUCCGGGGAGAAGCCCUACAAGUGUGACCAAUGCACGAUGCGCUUUAGUCAGAAUAACAUCCUCAAGGACCACAUGACGACUCACUCCGGGGAGAAGCCCUACAAGUGUGACCAAUGCACAAAGUGCUUCAGUCUGAAAGGCAACCUGAAGAUCCACAUGAGGACUCACUCCGGCGAGAAGCCCUACAAGUGUGACCAAUGCACGAUGCGCUUCAGUCAGAAUAACAUCCUCAAGAACCACAUGACGACUCACUCCGGGGCGAAGCCCUACAAGUGUGACCAAUGCACGAAGUGCUUCAGUCUGAAAGGCAACCUGAAGAUCCACCUGAGGACUCACUCUGGGGAGAAGCCCUGCGUGUGUCUGCACUGCAACGCCAGCUACAGCGACCCAAGCAAUUUUCGUUUGCACAUGCUCAAGCACACUUUGGCACGGAGUAACGGGACGCUUUGAUUGAGACCUCUGUCCUGUAUUGGUUGAAAUUACUGCUUUUAGUUUUUCUCUUCAUCACGAUUAAACGCUUCGAAAUUUCGAUUCACUUUCUGUUUUUAUUAAUUGAUGUCCGUGGUGAAUAACUUAUUUCUAGGACACUUCUGACAGCAAAAUAUUUGA